ACCUGUAAAUAAAUAUAUUUAAUUUUAUUUUCAAUUUUAUGAAAAACCAACCCAUAAUUCUCCAUUACCGCUCAAUUACACACAUACAUAUAUUUAAUUAUAAUUAUAAAAUCGUAAAAAAAAAAGAAGAAUCAUAGCGGAAGCGGUUAUACAGUUAGAAAUAAAAAAACGACGGAGUAAAUAUAUACAUACAUAUACAUACAUGAGUAAGCGGGCGGUUAGUAGUCGAUCGAAACUUAUAUAUAACACUUUCUUUAUUAUUGUAAUCCCUCCGCGCUAGCUUCUUCUCCAUUAAUUCAACUCAUAAACCCUAGAUAACCGCCAUUCCCCAAAUUUGAAAUCCAUCGGCCAUGAGUGCUGAUAGUGUUGUCUCGUUCGAGGGACCGGCUGAAGCUGAAGUUGCACCGCCGCCGCCUCCGCCGCCGCCUCCGCCGCCUGCGCCGCCUUUUCCGGACGUAAACAAUGCGGCAGGAAUUGCAAUCUAUAGCUGUCUUUACAUGAAUCUGCAGACCUUCAUUUCGGCUGUAAAUGGGGCAUUCACGGCAAGCCAACAAUUUGUCGGACCUAACGCCGCAGCACAGAUCGAAGGCUAUCUUACUGUCAUGUUCCACGAGAUCGGUGGAAAUUGGAAUGUCGCCGUGAAUCGGGAUCCGUUUGGGAUGCCCGAUCCUACGGGAGACAACGUAAUUUCAUACCAUGUCAAUGGGUAUGACAUUCUGAUCUACAGAUCAUUCGAUUUCCCGAAUAUUGGUGAAAUUAACAAUCUAUGGUGAACAUGCAAUGUGU
This is a messenger RNA of Erythranthe guttata (spotted monkey flower), 786 nucleotides long. NCBI's taxonomy places the organism in Eukaryota, Viridiplantae, Streptophyta, Magnoliopsida, Lamiales, Phrymaceae. The record is from RefSeq and is a predicted model, not a curated record.